CAGAGACAUCGAUGUGGUUACAAGGUAUUGGCGAAGCUGCCAUCAGGCACAACAAUGCUGAGAAAACAAAGGGCAACUGUUGUUUUUAUGUUGCGGUAGUGGAUGGAACCAAUCGAUGAAACCAAACACAUUCUAUUUGUACCUCUCCCUGAAAGCAAUCGCAUCUUCCUUACACUAUCUCUUCUCCACAUUGCAUUGCACUGCACUCGUGCUUCUCUGUGGUCUUGCUAGCCCUUGGUGCUCCAAUGGCCGCAGUGGUGGCCACCAUGGUGGUUGGACCACUAGUCAAAAUCGUGAUGGAGAAGGUGUCCAACUACCUCCUCGACCAGUACAAGGUGAUGAAGGGCAUGGAGGAGCAACAUGAGAUUCUGAAGCGCAAACUGCCCGCCAUCCUGGACAUCAUCACCGACGCUGAGCAGGCGGCAACCCACAGAGAAGGCGUAGCAGCCUGGCUCGAGGCCAUCAAGAAGGUGGCCUACCAGGCGAGUGAAGUCUUUGAUGAGUUCAAGUACGAGGCGCUUCGUCGUCAAGCAAAAAAGAAGGGGCACUACAAGGAGCUUGGCUUCCAUGUGAUUGUGCACACCAUCAAGGUCUUGGUGACCGAAAUGAAUGCCUUUGGCUUUAAGUAUCAGCAACAACCACCGGUAUCCAGUCAGUUGCGGCGGAAGGGUCCUGCUAACACUGACCCAAAGGAAAUCAUGGAAAUCAUCAGAAAAUCCAGAGCCAAUGAUAAGAGUGCGAUUGUUAGUAGACUAGUUGGGCAAGCUAAAAAUGCAGAUCUUACAGUUGUUCCCAUCGUUGGAAUGGGGGGACUCGGGAAGACCACGUUAGCGCAACUUGUUUACAAAGAAUCUAUAAUUCAGGAGCAUUUUGGUUUGUUGAUAUGGGUGUGUGCCUCUGAGUGCUAUGAUGUGGAUUCUCUGGCUAAACGUAUAGUUGAAGCAGCUCCUGAGAAGAAGGAUGGUGCUACAAAAGCAGUUUUUGAGAAGGAGAAGGAUGGUAGAAAAACAUCUGCUUUCAAGAACAAGGAUGAUGGUACAGAAGCAACUGCCAUGUCAAGGAAGACACUACUUGAUAACCUUCAGAAUGUUGUGAGUGGGCAAAAGUACCUCCUUGUAUUGGAUGAUGUCUGGGAACGGCAAGUUCAUAUUUGGCAUGAGCUCAAGGCCUUCCUUCAACAUGGUGAGAGGGUUUCGGUAAUGAAAAAUGAAUGUGCCUUGGCAACUGAGGAACCAGACAAGAUUGAAUCUGUUGUCACAACUGAGGAACCAAGUCAGAGUGAGUGGCUUCCAAACACAGCUCGCCAUUUAUUUUUGUCAUGCAAGGACCCCGGAAAAAAAUUAAAUAUAUCUCUAGAGAGCAGCUUUCCAGCCAUCCAAACACUUUUGUGUGAUAGCUCUAUGAGUAGUUCAUUGCAACAUCUAUCAAAAUACAGUUCUUUGCAAGCAUUACAACUCUGCUCAGCUAGAAGAACAUUUUUGCUGAAACCAAAAUAUCUACAUCACCUGAGGUACCUAGAUCUCUCAAGAAGUAGAUUUAUCAAAGCACUUCCUGAAGAUAUAAGCAUUCUAUACAACCUUCAAACGCUCAACCUCUCUGGUUGCACAUCUCUUUGUGAACUUCCAAGACAAAUGAAGUACAUGACCGCCUUGCGUCACCUUUACACUCAUGGUUGUCCAGAGCUGAAGAGCAUGCCAAGAGACCUCCGAAAACUCACAUCCCUGCAGACACUUACAUGCUUUGUAGCAGGUAGUGACCCUAAUUGUAGUAAUGUUGGAGAGCUCGGAAAUUUGAACCUUGGAGGUCAACUAGAGCUACGUAAUCUGGCAAAUGUGACAGAAGUGGAUGCAAGAGCAGCAAACCUCGUGAACAAGGAGCUAAGAAGAUUGACACUAACAUGGACCUUUAGAUGGAAUUAUUUUGGAGAUCAAAAUUGUUGGCGGGAUGAUAAAGAGGAUGCAAGAGUGCUUCAGAAUCUCAAACCGCAUGACGGACUACAUGCCAUACUGAUAAACUCCUAUGGAGCCACCACCUUCCCGACAUGGAUGGCUAUGUUGCAAAACAUUGUUCAGAUCCAUCUUUUCAGUUGUAGAAAACUAGUAUGGUUGUUCAGCGGUGAGUGUGAUACAUCUUUUGCAUUUCCAAAUCUGAAGGAGCUUAUGCUAAAAGAUCUUGUUUGUUUGAAGAGAUGGUGGGAAAUAGAUAAUGAUGGGAUGCAAGGAGCGGCGUUGAUGUUUCCUCUACUUGAGAAGCUGCAUAUUAGCAACUGUGUAAAGUUGAAAGCAUUGCCAGGACAUCUGACCUUCCCUAAGCUCCAGAAUGUUUGUAUCCAGAGAUGCCCAAAGUUGACAACUACAGCUAAAUCACCAAAGCUUAGCGUAUUGAACAUGGAAGGACAUGAGGCAGAGUUGUUCUUGUGGGUAGCGAGACAUAUGACUUCAUUGACCAAUCUGGAGCUGACUAGCAUUGAACAUAGUACAGAUACAACCUCAAUGGGGGCUGAGAAUAGUUUGAGGGAAUUGGUAAACGUCAAGGAGAAUGGGAAUGCUCAAGACUUUCCUCUAGAAGUUUUGGUGUUGCGUGACUUUAAGCCAGGUGUAACAGAGCUGUGUGCAUGCUUUGUACACCUUCAAGAUUUGUCAGUUGUGAGGUGCCAUGAGCUCAUCCACUGGCCAGAAACAUUGUUCCAAGGAUUGGUAUCCUUGAGGAAACUUCUGAUUGGGUGGUGCGCUAAUUUGACUGGAUAUGCACAACCUUCUUAUGAGCCAUCAACAUCAUCAGAAACCAGUCAGCUCCUGCCACGUCUAGAGUCUCUGACGAUAAGGAGUUGUAAAAACAUGGUUGAGCUCUUCAACGUCCCUGCAUCACUCAGGAAAAUGUACAUUUAUGAUUGCAGUAAGCUUGAGUCCAUAUAUGGCAGGAAGCUGCAGCAGGGACAGUCAAUAUCAUUCAUUCGUCAAGGGUCAUCCAGUAUAGAAAAAUUAUCAUUAUACUACUGUGAUGGCUUAACAGGGGCCCUCUAUGUUCCCCCGUCCCUCAAGAUACUCAAAAUUGAUAAUUGCGAUGGGUUGGCAUCUCUGGAAUACCGCUAUCCCGAGUUCCAUUCCUUGGAGUUACUCGAGCUUAAGGAGUGCAAGACCCUGGAAUCCCUACCGGAACGAGCAUACUCAUCUCUUCGGUUUCUUGCCAUUAGAGACUGCCCUGGUCUGAAGACGCUGCCUGCAAGCCUGCAGCAACGCCUUGGCAGCAUCCAGGAGGAACACGUAGAAGCCCGUCUUUAUAGAAGUAAACCUAUGCUGCUGAAGCCCAAGACAUGA
Triticum aestivum (bread wheat) is the source of this 3317-nucleotide messenger RNA. Its product is annotated as putative disease resistance protein RGA4. Lineage: Eukaryota; Viridiplantae; Streptophyta; Magnoliopsida; Poales; Poaceae. The coding region runs from base 246 to 3317 and encodes 1023 amino acids. The transcript has 4 exons. The record is from RefSeq and is a predicted model, not a curated record. Gene Ontology annotation, molecular function: ADP binding.